AUGGAGGAAGUUUUGUCGAGGUUGUUAAACAAGAGGUUGUCGGAGGGGAGGAUUCUGCCUUUUUCACAUCCUGUAAAUGCCCUCAGAAUUACACACUUUUUGUAUGCUGAUGAUGUGGUGGUCUUUGUGAAUGGGAGUACGAGUUCGAUUAGGUGCUUAAUGAGAGUAUUGAAGGAUAUGAGCGCUGGACAGGGCAGAGGGCCGGUGAAUUUUGACAAAUCGGUUAUUUUUUUCUCUAAGCAUUUGACAUAUAGACGAACUCGGGAGUUGUUGAUGGAUACUGGUUUUUCUGAGGGCCAGUUCUCAUUUACGUACUUGGGUGCUCCGAUUGUGGAUGGCCGGCUGAAAAUUAGACAUUUUAUGCUAUUGCUGGAACGCGUUGAGAAAAAGUUGACUGGUUGGAAAAGCCGUCUACUUUCACAAGGGUGUAGAUUAAUUUUGUUGAGGCGUGUUUUUUCAAGCUUACCAAUUCAUUUACUUUGUGACUCAGAUGCCUAA
Molecule: messenger RNA, 498 nt
Organism: Carya illinoinensis
Lineage: Eukaryota; Viridiplantae; Streptophyta; Magnoliopsida; Fagales; Juglandaceae
Exons: 1
Coding region: 1-498 (165 amino acids)
Source: RefSeq, a predicted model, not a curated record